CAUGUACAAAUAAGUCAGCUGUUAUUAACUCGUGAGGUUUUGAGACACACCGACAGCACACUGCAACGAUGUGGUGCCGCCGAGUUUCCCUGUUCUUACUGCAUCUCGCCGCGGUGUUGUGUGAGCGGGUUUCAGCGCAGGGAGGUGGGGAGGACCUGGCGAACAUCGCCGCCUGUGACAGUGAGAUCUACUGUUCAGGGCGUCUGUUGGAGGCUGUCCAGAAUGCUCACGUCUUCAAUGAUUCCAAAACAUUUGUGGACAUGAAGAUGAAGUCAGACGGAGAUGAGAUCCUCCGCGCGUUCGACACGCUAGUGGCGGGUGGUGCUGACGUCACUUCCGCUGACGUCAUGCAGGAGUUCCUGCAGCAGUGGUUCGACCCGCCAGGGUCCGAGCUGGAGGUGUGGGAGCCAAGUGACUGGCGAGAAAGUCCCGACUUUUUAAACACCGUGGCGGACAGCAGCCUGAGGGAGUGGGGACAGCAGAUCCACCAGCUGUGGAACAGCCUAGGCAGAAAGAUAAAGCCAGACGUGCGGGACCGCCCCCAUCUCUACUCCAUGCUGUACGUCCCACAUCCUGUCAUAGUUCCCGGCGGCCGCUUCCGCGAGUUCUACUACUGGUUCGGUUUCAUCCCGAACGGAGGCCGUGUGUACUACACCCGCCGGAGUCAGCCUCCGGUCUUCACACUGGCCAUGCGGGAUUAUCUGGACAAAACAAGUAUGAAAGAAUACACCUUUCUCACGUGGCAGCAAUGUGCUGACCCUGCGCUGUUCCAUGCUGCCGUGGCGACAGCCUGUGCUGACCCUGCGCUGUUCCAUGCUGCCGUGGCGACAGCCUGUGCUGACCCUGUGCUGUUCCAUGCUGCCGUGGCGACAGCCUGUGCUGACCCUGCGCUGUUCCAUGCUGCCGUGGCGACAGCCUGUGAGAGCGAGCGGCUGGGACUUCUGAGGAGUGAUAGUGUCUCAUGUUGCUGUUCCUCCCCAGGUGCUGACCCUGCGCUGUUCCAUGCUGCCGUGGCGACAGCCUGUGAGAGCGGCUGGGACUUCUCGUCCCGCUGGUUCGGCUCCAGCGGUGACUUCUCCAGUAUCCGCACCACAGACAUCAUUCCCGUCGAUCUGAACGUCUUCAUGUGUGCCUGUGAGGCGGCGCUGGCAAACAUUUCUCUCCGCUUAGGGGACAGCGGCACAGCUGCUCGGUACCAGGCGGCGGUGGAGCGUCGCAGGACCGCCAUUGAUGCCGUCCUCUGGAGCGACCAAGAAGGCGUCUGGCUGGACUACAACUCAGUUACAGGACAACACACCAACAGGUUCUAUGCCUCCAACAUAUUCCCGCUGUACACCACGUGUUACGGCGAUGGCACCGCACGGGCAGACAUCGAGGGGAGGGUGGUGGACUAUCUCAAGAAGGAGAACGUGCUGAUCUACCCGGGAGGAGUCCCGACUUCCACGGUGCACAGCGGAGAACAGUGGGACUUUCCUAACGGAUGGCCUCCGAUACAGCACCUGGUGAUCGAGGCUUUGGCGGCCAGUCCUGUCCGAGAGGCGCGGCAGCUGGCUCAGGACCUGGCGCAGAGAUGGGUGAACGUGAACUACCGGCAGUUCGCCAGGACACAGGCCAUGUGGGAGAAGUAUGACGUGGAGACGGGGGAACAUCCGGGAAGUGGUGGGGAGUAUGACGUCCAGGUGGGCUUCGGUUGGACCAAUGGCGUUGUGUUGCACCUGUUGGACAAGUAUGGACACGUUCUACGGGCGCCCCCUGUCUCCACCGCGGCUGUACCGGUACUGCAUCUGGUGUCGCUCAUCCUCGGCCUCUCAGCAUUUGUUCUUACCGUCCAACUCUAGAUUUAGGUUCAUCAGUCAACAGACUCCUAGGACAAUGCUGACGCAAAUGUGCACAUGAUUGGAGUAAUUAUUGUCUGACAUUUCCCCAACAGUUUGGACUUAGAGUUGCUAAUAUUUUCACAGUGGUUUCUUUGUUGUGUGAGUUCGUUUCACCCUAAUAUAUCGUCAAAGCACUUCAAUUUGAAUGUGUGUCUAAAUGCGUUGAUAUUUUUAGACAAAAAUAUAAUCAGACAAAACAGCAACAAUAAUGUGAAUUUCUGAAAUGGAGUUUUCGUAUUAAGCCACACAGUACAAUUUUUUAUUACAAAAUUUAUGGACAGUUGACAUGGCAAUGUUUAGAAAUAAGGCACUAUGAAAGCGUUUGGCAUCAGUCAAAAUUAUUUGGACGUGAAUAAUCUAUGAUUUGUUUAUUGUCUGUCGUGUUACGGUUAAAUUGACCUAAAUGAUAUUGUAAAGCAAGUUAGGUUGGAAUAAACACAUUGGGAGACAAAUUAAGCCAUUCAAAAUGGAUUUUAUUAUGAAUAAUCAAGUGAUAUAAUUUCAGAGAUGAAUCGUUCAACUUUUAUAAUCUUCACUUGUGUAACUUCCUUGGCAGCACAGAAUAUGAAUUAUAAACGUACGACGAGGUGUAUAAAUUAAGAUUCCAUAGCUUUUUUUCAUUAUCACUUUAUGAAAUCGGAAUAAAAUGAUAUUUUUUUUGCAUUUG
Molecule: messenger RNA, 2544 nt
Organism: Branchiostoma floridae (Florida lancelet)
Lineage: Eukaryota; Metazoa; Chordata; Leptocardii; Amphioxiformes; Branchiostomatidae
Product: trehalase-like
Exons: 17
Coding region: 69-1838 (589 amino acids)
Biological process (GO): trehalose catabolic process
Molecular function (GO): alpha,alpha-trehalase activity
Source: RefSeq, a predicted model, not a curated record